Molecule: messenger RNA, 1373 nt
Organism: Diospyros lotus (date-plum)
Lineage: Eukaryota; Viridiplantae; Streptophyta; Magnoliopsida; Ericales; Ebenaceae
Product: putative pectate lyase 2
Exons: 4
Coding region: 1-1161 (386 amino acids)
Molecular function (GO): pectate lyase activity
Source: RefSeq, a predicted model, not a curated record
AUGUCCUCCAAGGCACACCUAAUUCUAUUGAUUUCCACUCUCCUGACUUACUACGCUUCAACUCUGCAGAGUGUUCACUCGGUAGGCUCCUACUAUGCACCAAGCAAGAAAGUCAUGAACGUUAUAGACUCUUGCUGGCGCAAAAACCCUCAUUGGGAGGCCAACCGCCGUGCCUUGGCGGAUUGCGCCGUGGGCUUCGGGAAAGCCGCCGUUGGAGGCAAGUAUGGCGCCAUAUACGUCGUCACCAGCCCUGCCGACGACCCGGUUAACCCAAAACCCGGCACACUUCGAUAUGGUGUGAUCCAAACAAAGCCACUGUGGAUCGUUUUCUCCAGGGACAUGGUUAUCACUCUAAAGAAUGAGCUGAUGAUUAACAGCUUCAAGACCAUAGAUGGGAGAGGAGCCAAAGUGGAGAUCGCCUAUGGGCCCUGCAUUACGAUACAGUACGUUAGCCAUGUUAUUAUUCAUGGGAUUAGCAUUCAUAAUUGCAAGCCAGGGAAGGCUGGCAUGGUGAGAGAUUCUCCCAACCACGUCGGGCAUCGUCGUGGCUCGGAUGGAGACGCCAUUGAUAUAUUUGGAUCUUCCAAUAUUUGGAUCGACCAUUGCUUCCUGGCUCGAUGCGCCGAUGGCCUCAUCGAUGUGAUCCAUGCUUCCACCGCCAUAACCAUCUCCAACAAUUACUUCUCCCAGCAUGAUAAGGUUAUGUUAUUAGGACAUGAUGAUAACUAUAUAGAAGACAAAAUUAUGAGAGUGACGUUAGUUUUCAACCAUUUCGGAAGUGGCCUUGUUCAAAGGAUGCCAAGGGUGAGGUUAGGGUAUGCCCAUGUUGCCAACAAUAAGUAUGAUGAAUGGCAGAUGUAUGCCAUAGGCGGCAGCGCCAACCCCACGAUAUUUAGCGAAGGGAAUUACUUUAUAGCUCCUGAUAAUUCCUAUUCCAAAGAGGUUACAAAGAGAGAGGUCAAAGCUGGAUGGAAGAACUGGAAAUGGAGGACCUCCAAGGAUAGAUUCCUGAAUGGGGCAUACUUUGUUCCAUCAGGUUGGGGAAUCGCAGCGCCGCUUUACUCAAGGCUGGAGUCAUUUAGUGUUGCAGAUGGAUCCAUGGUUCCAGCUCUAACAUCUGAUGCUGGCCCACUCCAAUGUGUUCGAUACAACUCAUGUUGAUUUUUAUACAUCUGGAACCGAUCGAAACCCUUGAGAGUUGUUUAACUAUCCUCGUCAUCAGUUCUUGGACAGCAAUAUUAAUUUGAAACUCCUUUUAUGUAUGUUUUAGGAGCAUGUAUAUAGUGUAAGCACACCAAAUUUUUGGGGAGUUGCUUCCGAAGUGUGUAUACAUGCAUGGAUGGUGUCCUUAAAAAGAGAGAAUAUAUAUUAAU